Messenger RNA from Quercus lobata, 1247 nucleotides. Its product is annotated as protein hsr-9-like. The coding region runs from base 313 to 933 and encodes 206 amino acids. The record is from RefSeq and is a predicted model, not a curated record. NCBI's taxonomy places the organism in Eukaryota, Viridiplantae, Streptophyta, Magnoliopsida, Fagales, Fagaceae. The transcript has 3 exons.
ACUUAACAUUCUCUCUCUUAAAAAACAAAAAACCCUGCCAAUAUUGCGAUACAGAGAAAGGGAAAAAGGGCUUACAAUACUCCCAAAAAACACUUGCGUUACUGAGAACGGAGAAGGAGAGAGAGAUCGAGAGAUCAAAAACUGAAACCCAAAACAUCAGACACCAAUCAAGAUGAAGAAGAGCCGUACAUUCUCUUCCAAUAUCCCCAAACUCUCUCUCUCUCUUCUCACGAACCCUAAUCUUUUUCUUCAAGAAUAUUCAAUCCCUUCAAUCCAGGCUACAGAUUUGAAUCGAUCUUUGUGUAUGUGUAUAUGGCGAACGGUACGGAUUUGGAGGAGUUCGUGUUGCUAUCAUGGGUUCGGACAGGUCACAAGCGCGAGUUCGCCUUCGCAAUGAAGGCGCAAUCAGAGAUCUGCGGGUCCUUGGGUCGGACCCGUUCCAGGAAGACCCGGAAUGAGGCUGUGGCAACCAAUAGAUGCAAGAAAUUGAAGAAGCUGGAUUCGAAGGACGCCGAGAACGACGAAGUUAUGGAUCAGAAGGAGAAGGAUUUAGGCGAUUCGAUGAGCGAGGAGGAAGCGAAAAGCGAUGUGGUGGACCUAACGAGCGACGACGAGCCGAAGGGGCACGUUGGAGAAUCGGAAUUGGUCGGAGAAGGGGGUUCCAAGAAGGACAAGUCAAUGCCGGUUUUCGACGAGGAAUUGAAGGGUGGAGUGGUUGAAAUGGUUCAGAAUCCUGUGAAGGAAGAGGAAUUAGUGUGUGAAAGCAAGCCGAAUGUGAAUGAAGAGAUGAAGACGGAGCCGGGAGUCGAGAAAACGAAUGACGAUUUGGUUAACGAUGAGAAGAUUGAGGGGGGUUGGAGUUGUCAUUGUUCACAAAGGUCAAUGAUCUGCUUAUUUACUUUGAUUUCAAGGAAACAUUUAAAAUAUAAAUGAAAACAAACCAGCAGUAGUUUUACAUAAAUAAAAUUUUAAAGUAAACAUACUAGAAUUGAGAUACUUACUUCAAUGCUUGUGACUGGCUUAGUGUAGGGGGAUGUCUUGGGUUCUGCAUGUCUAAAUAUUGUAAUGCUCUUUACACUUAAACUCACAUGACUGAAUUUAAAUAUAUAACUAAAGGAACUUAUUAUGCAUUUUUCAUUCUUAAAGAGAAUUUUCAUGUUGAUGAUCAUGACAUGUAUUGGUUUGGGGAAAAAAAUAUAGUUGCACUUUUAAUGGUUUUCAGCUCACUAUGAAUAUAAUUUAGUAUA